UGCCUUCCGGCUCUGCUAGGUCCCGUUCGGCCAGUCCCGCCUUGCGCGCCGGUUUCGAGCCGGAGUUUCAAGCUCUGCUUUCGGGGCAGGAUUUUCCAGGCCUGGGCUCUUGGACAGUAGCUGUGGGGGCAGGAAUGGCGCAGCUGGAGGGCUACUAUUUCUCAGCUGCCAUGAGCUGCACCUUUUUAGUGUCUUGCCUCCUCUUCUCUGCCUUCAGCCGGGCGCUGCGAGAGCCCUACAUGGACGAGAUCUUCCACCUGCCGCAGGCGCAGCGCUACUGUGAGGGCCAUUUCUCCCUCUCGCAGUGGGAUCCCAUGAUUACUACAUUACCUGGCUUGUACCUGGUGUCAGUUGGAGUAGUCAAACCUGCCAGCUGGGUCUUUGGAUGGUCUGAACAUAUUGUCUGCUCCAUUGGAAUGCUCAGAUUCGUUAAUCUCCUCUUCAGUGUUGGCAACUUCUAUUUGCUAUAUCUGCUUUUUCGAAAGUUACAACCCAGAAACAAGGCUGCCUCAAGCAUCCAGAGAAUCUUGUCAACAUUAACACUAGCAGUAUUUCCAAUACUCUAUUUUUUUAACUUUCUUUAUUACACAGAUACAGGAUCUGUGUUCUUUACUCUUUUUGCCUAUUUGAUGUGUCUUUAUGGAAAUCAUAAAACUUCAGCCUUGCUUGGAUUUUGUGGCUUCAUGUUUCGUCAAACAAAUAUCAUCUGGGUUGUCUUCUGCGCAGGACAUGUCAUUGCACAGAAGUUAACUGAUGCUUGGAAAACUGAGCUACAAAAGAAGAAGGAAGAAAGACUCCCCCCAAUUAAAGGACCAUUUUCAGAAUUCAGAAAAAUUCUUCAGUUUCUUUUGGUAUAUUCCAUGUCAUUUAAGAACCUGAGUAUGCUUUUCUUUAUGACUUGGCCCUACAUCCUUCUGGUAUUUUUGUUUUGUGCUUUUGUAGUAGUUAAUGGCGGAAUUGUUAUUGGUGAUCGGAGUAGUCAUGAAGCCUGCCUUCAUUUUCCUCAGUUAUUCUACUUUUUCUCCUUUACUCUCUUUUUUUCCUUCCCUCACCUAUUAUCUCCUACCAAAAUGAAGACUUUUCUUUGUUUGGUUUGGAAACGUAGAAUGCAGUUUUUUGUGAUUACCUUAGUCUCAAUAUUUUUUGUUUGGAAAUUCACAUAUGUUCAUAAAUACCUGCUAGCAGACAAUAGACAUUAUACAUUCUAUGUGUGGAAAAGAGUUUUUCAAAGAUAUGAAAUUGUGAAAUAUUUGUUAGUCCCAAUCUAUAUUUUUGCUGGUUGGACUAUAGCUGACUCUUUAAAAUCAAAAUCAAUUUUCUGGAAUUUAAUGUUCUUCAUAUGCUUGGUCACUUCUACAGUUCCCCAGAAACUGCUAGAAUUCCGUUACUUCAUUUUACCUUAUGUUAUUUAUAGGCUUAACAUACCUCUGCCAUCCAUAUCCAGACUUGUUUGUGAACUGGGUUGCUAUGUAAUUGUUAAUUUUUUAACUUUUUAUAUCUUUCUGAAUAAGACUUUUCAGUGGCCAGAUAAUCAGGACAGUCAAAGGUUUAUGUGGUAAUAUAAGAAUAUUUUGAAUUUUAGAAGCAGACUUGAUAUUUGUACUGUUCCCACAAUGAAUAACUGAAUACAGAGAAAUUACAGUAUUUCUUUUAGGCACAAUGGUAAUCCUCACAUCACAUCAGAUUUUUUGUAUAUGUUUUCCCAUAUAUAAGAAAUCUAAGAUAGUUAAGUGUAAAGAGCUGAGAAAAUUUGCAUCCUGCCUCAAAAGCCUGAAAAAUGGGAAAAUAAAAUGUUUACAAUUAUCUCA
Molecule: messenger RNA, 1808 nt
Organism: Castor canadensis (American beaver)
Lineage: Eukaryota; Metazoa; Chordata; Mammalia; Rodentia; Castoridae
Product: dol-P-Glc:Glc(2)Man(9)GlcNAc(2)-PP-Dol alpha-1,2-glucosyltransferase
Biological process (GO): dolichol-linked oligosaccharide biosynthetic process; protein N-linked glycosylation
Cellular component (GO): endoplasmic reticulum
Molecular function (GO): dolichyl pyrophosphate Glc2Man9GlcNAc2 alpha-1,2-glucosyltransferase activity
Source: RefSeq, a predicted model, not a curated record